CUAAAUUAUAUUUUCAGAUUUUGUAUAAUUCUUACUAUUCUUCAUAAUAAUCAAUUAUCUAAUCAAAAUCAAUUAAAAUUUCGUUUUUAUUUUUUAAUUUAUUUAUACAUUUUAUUCAUUAAAGGUAUAAACAGUAUUAAUCACUUUAACUUUUAACGUGAGAGCUUCAUUGCAAAAAUUUACUUCGUAAAUAAUAGUAUAGAUAUAAGAAGUAAUGUACGUAUGUGUUGUCCAAAUGUACUUGCGCCCUGGUCUUUGGAACCUUGGUAUUUCGUGAUUUGAUGAAACCCUAUUUCAUGGUUUUUUUAUUAUGUAUUAAUGAAUGCUCAAGUUAUAUGUCUAUAAUCUCAAGGCUAAACACGAUUAUACGAAUAUAUAUAGUUUACUGUCAAUAAACUCAAGGCUAAACACUAUUUUUUUUCUAGUGUAGACGAUGGUUACUUAUAUCAUUAUAUGGGAGAAACUUGUGUUUCACUCAAAUUUAGACCAUGCAAAGUUUCACUUAAAUUCCUAUAAAUCUUAUCAAUAUUUGAUUCAUAAAGCGUUCGAAUUAAAUGGUUAACUAUGAAUAGAUGUUUUCAUUAAUAGUUAACUCUUAAUAGAUGUUUUUUAUAUUCUUCAUCUAUAUGAAUACCAUUUAAUUAUGUUGUUAAAAAUGUAGUUAACGGAAAGGAUGCAAGUUUUUGGUUCGAUGCUUGGUCUCCUCUUGGUCAACUGAUCACACACAUAGGAGCGCAUGGACCAAGAGCCCUACGGCUGAGACGUGAUGCUGUAGUAGCAGAUGCGAUUCAAGGUUCAGCUUGGGUUCUUCCCCACCCAAGAUCGCAGCAGGAAGUCGACCUUCACUCUUAUCUAACGACUGUUUCACUUCCUCUUUCCUCUGAUAUAAAUGAUAGAUAUGAAUGGCAUGCUGGUGAGUCUCCUUUGCGUAUUUUCAGGUCUGCUACGACAUGGGAGGUCUUAAGGCCAAGGCAAGAGGAAGUGGAAUGGCACGACGUGGUUUGGUUCAAGGGAGCGAUCCCUAAACACUCUUUCACAAUGUGGGUGGCCAAUUAUGACAGGUUGCCUACAAGGAACAGGCUAGCGGCUUGGGGGAUGGCCAUCGCCACGGACUGUCCAUUUUGCUCGAGAAGCAUAGAAACCAGAGACCACCUUUUCCUGCGCUGCGAAUACACCCUCGACGUCUGGAGAGAGGUCUUCGUCAGGUGCGGUCCGCCAGUGUCUAGCUUUAUGGACUGGUCAGAACUUCUAUCUUGGAUAAGAGCUGCUGCGCCUGUGAAGCUGAAGCUCAUGCGGAAGCUCGCUACUCAAACGAUCAUUUUUCAUCUUUGGAAACAAAAAAACAAUUUGAUCCACAACCACAUCUCUCUCCCUGCUGCAUCAGUAUUUUACUUUGUCGAUAAGGAGAUGAGAAACAUAAUCUCAGCAAGGAAGCAUAGGAAGGCCUUCUGUUCGCUUAUGGCCUGCUGGUUGAGAUGACCUUGUUUGUGUAAAAGCUUUAGUCUAUUGGUGAUCUAUCUUGUUUUUCCUUUUUUUUGCCAAGAUGGAUUUAUAACUUAAGAUCUUGCUCAUGUAAAAUCUUCUCUUCAUUCUAAUGACAUUUACAAUUUAGCAAAAAAAAAAAAAAAAAAAAAAUGCCAUUAAUAGUCAUUAUAUUCUGAUUCAUCCCCAGCAUCCUGGCUUAUUGUUCCUCGAUAAUCGUCUUCAAAUGGUCGUGAUCAGAACUAGUAGAAGAAGACGAAACCGGAGCAGAUGCUAGAGAUUUCUUGAUAGAACCGACAACGUCAGUGCACCCUUUUCACGAGGAGCGAGCAAAUUUUCAAGGGAUUUACGAAGGAAUUCUUUCGCUUCAAAAUUUCGUCGCAAAUCUCUUGCGGAUCACUCGCAAAUUUGCGACAAAAUUUAUCCCUAAAACGUUCUCUUUCAAUCUUGCAAAUCGGCUGUUUUCUUGUAAUGUUUAGAUUAACUAUUCAAAGGGAUUUUUAACGACACGAUUAAAUGGUACUCAUAUGGAUGAAGAAUAUGAAAAAUCAAAAGACGUUUUGGAGGUUCUGACUAAAUCUUAACAAAUGAAAGAGAAAUUUAAUCGUAAGAAUAUUAGAAGAUCCAACUUCUAUUUUAUAUGCAUAAAAGUAAAAUAUAAUAAUUAGAAAAAUGCAGUUUGCCAAAUGUAUAAAUUAGUCAUACCAGGAAUCCUGGUAACAAUGCUAAAUUGUCGACCAAACAACUAAAACAGCUCAAUUUUGCUAACUCCGCAUCAAGACAUCAACCCCUGGUACUUUCUUUAGGAAUUUUAUAAUAUUUGCAAAAACAAACCUUAAAACCACGUCCAUUCAAUUACUACUGGCUUUUACAAAACUACCUAGAAGUAAAAAGAGAUGGUUGAUUAAAAGAAAAAUAAAACGCAGUCAUAUCCUAGUGUGAAGUUGACAGAUGGUUAUAUCGUCCACAAAUUCGCUUACUAGGAAAUGUCCAGUUUAAAAUUUGCUCAGUAAUAAUCUAUCGGAUAAAAAGUAAAAUGCUUCAAAGAUGUGAGUUCAGUAAAAAAGUGAGAGGGAUUUUGAGUGGCAGAAAAAUGUUAUUCUCUCUUUGCAAGCGGACGGAGGUAGCAACGUACGAGGGCUACGUGCCCCCAUCUAAUUUUUAUUUUUUCUUUAAUGUUUAGUACCGGUUUAAGAAAUGCCCUCUAACCAUAGAACUAGACAUAAUGAAACAAAUGUCAUGUGCCCCCGUCUAAUUAUGAUCAUGCGUCCGCCCCUUAGCCCUAAUUUUCUCGUCUUUGCCUCUCCGCUGGCAUGGUAUUAGGUUCAUGCGGCGGUUUUUCCAUGGUGAUUGUUUGAUUGCUCGGAGUUAAAAAAAAAAGAUGUUAAUUCAGUAUAACAAUUUUUUAAAGAAUAGAGACGAUCGCAACGUAUCACUCACGCCAAAAUAUAUGGUCACGCGAGGAAAUCUCGUAACAAUUCUCAAUCGUUAGACAAAGCAACAAGAAAACAGAUCAAUUUUGCUUUCUCCUAAACAAGACAUAUCAACCCCUGGUAUCACUUUCUUACCAAGAAUCUCUCAUUUAAGUAACUUAUUCAUCAGGAAAAGUUCGACGGUUGAAUUUAUUUGCGCUGGAUGAUAUUAGUGUGAUGUGUGCAUGUAAGAAAGAUUACUGCACGAUGCAUCUUCUUCUUACGUGACUUGAAAACUCGACAUGAUGUAGUAUUAUCUAUCACCAUGUGUGUAUGGUUCAAGACUAGAUAACUUGACUUAUUGUAGUGUAUACCUAAAGAAAGCCUUUCAUUUAAGCAACAGUGUGCUGUCAAAUCUCAAAAUUAUGAUCCUUGUUUACUGGAGAGCACAUCAUGGAUCAUGUGUUUAUCCUAUUCUCUAAGAUAUCUCUGGUUUUAUCUUUACUAUUGAUCAACAUGCUGUUUUCCAGACAUGUCUGAUAUGAAAUCGAAUAUGUUUAAGAAUAGUAACACUACUCAAACAGUUGACUUUAUCAUGUGUAUAUAAAUCAUGUUUCUUUUUCUUCUUCUUUUUCUUCUCCACUACCCACUAUCAAACUUCUCUAAUGGCUUCUAUCGGCUUAUUUGAAGCAUUUUUAUCUCUUUUCCCCUUUCUUAUUUUCUAUUACUUCCUCAACAAGACAUUUGGUUACUUGCACAUCAAACAAACCCUUCAAAGCUACCAUUGGAACUGGCCUGUUCUUGGGAUGCUUCCAGCUGUGCCCUUGUGGCUCAAUCGGAUUGAUGAUCUCAUCUGGGUCAUUGAGAAGAACAAUUUGACAUUUCUAUUCAAGGGUCCAUGGUUCACUAGAAUGGAUAUGUUGUUCACAGUUGAUUCGGCUAAUAUACAUCAUAUGUUGAGCUCAAAUUUCUCCAACUAUAUCAAAGGACCUGAGUUCAAAGAGAUAGUAGAUGUUUUUGGAGACGCAAUGUUCAACACCGAAGCAGAGCUAUGGAGGAAUCUAAGGAUAUAUCAGUCUACUCAGGUCAUCCUCAGUCGUCAAAGUUUUCAAAACUUUUCAAUGAGUGUCACAACAAGUAAAAUCAAGGACGUGCUUCUUCCUCUUCUCAGUCGCUUUUCAGAGGAAGGGACAAUCGUGGACUUGCAGGAUGUGUUCCGGAGAUUCAUGUUCAAUACCACAGUAGUUACAACUGUCGGAUCUGAUCCUCAAUCUCUCUCCACUGAGAUGCCAGAGUUUGAGCUCGCAAAAGCCCUCGAAGAUGCUGGGGAAGCCAUUGUGAUUAGGCAUUUGAUACCAAGAUUCGUGUGGAAGUUUCAAAGAUGGAUGAGACUGGGUCAAGAGAAGAAGUUGAUAGAAGCAGGGGCAACUUUUGAUCGAGUAUGUGCCAAAUAUAUAUUAGCAAAGAGAGAAGAGAUAAGAGCACAAGAGAUUGAUCAUCAUCAUGAUCAUUCAGAUGAAGAAAGUGAAGAUCUAUUAACGUAUUUCAUAAAGCUAGAUACAAGCAAGUACGAGCUCUUGAAACCAAGCGAUGAUAAGUUCCUUAGAGACACCAUUUUAGCUAGCAUUGUGGCAAUGAGGGAUACCACUUCAACUGCUCUCACUUGGUUUUUCUGGCUCACCUCAAAAAACCCUCACGUGGAAGCCAAGAUUCGCCAAGAGAUCAACACAACUCUACCAAAAGCCGAAAGUAGUCAAGAGAGGCCAUGGUCGGCUAACGAUCGCAAAGAAUAUUUGAACAAGUUAGUGUAUCUACAUGGGGCGUUGUUUGAAACAAUGAGGCUUUAUCCACCAAUUCCGUUUGAGCGCAGCUCUCCAAUACAAUCAGAUGUACUUCCAAGUGGACAUAGAAUCGAGGCAAACUUUACUAUUAUCAUCCCAAUCUAUUUGAUGGGGAGGAUGAGAUCCAUAUGGGGAGAAGACGCGGUGGAAUUUAAGCCAGAGAGAUGGAUUUCAGAGACCGGAGACUUGAGACAUGAGCCUUCUUCCAAGUUCUUUGCAUUUAACUCCGGUCCAAGAAUUUGUCCUGGUAAGCAUUUAGCUAUGCUUGCAAUGAAGAAUGUAGUGGUGGAGAUAUUACAGAACUAUGACAUUAAGGUCGUCAAAGAACACAACAAGAUUGAGCCAAAGCCUCGUCUUGUUCUUCACAUGAAACAUGGGCUUAGAGUCACCCUUACUAAGAGAUGUUCAGCUUGAAAUGUUAAUGUUAGAGUUGUCCAAUAAUAAUUUAUCGAACAUAAAAUAAUAUAAGAAGUAAUGUACGUAUGUGUUGUCCAAAUGAACUUGCCCCCUGGUCUUUUGAAGCUUGGUAUUUCGUGAUUUGAUUAAACUUAUUUCAUCUUUUUAUUAUGUAUUAAUGAACGCUCAAGUUAUAUGUCUUAUAUAAAAUGUAUUCAUUGUGCCUUACGAUUGUACAAAUAUAUAAAGUUUACUGUCAAUAUCUCAAUGUUACACACUAUUUUUUUUUUCUAGUGUAGACAAUGGUUACUUAUUUAUAUGAGAGAAACUGGUGAGACAGAUCUAAUUUAGAUCGUUCAUCUGAGAAGCUUUGAGAUUUUGCAUAGUUGUUCUUAGUAAUACGUGAAUAUUGUUAACUUAUGACAUUUUUAACAACACCAUUAAAUGGUAUUCAUAUAGAUGAAGAAUAUGAAAAAAAAGCCGUUAAGGUUCUGACUAACCCUUGAGAAAUCAAAGAAAAUUUAAUUGUAAGAAUAUUAUAAGCUCCAACUUCUAAUUUAUAUGCAUAAAAGUUCAAUAUAAUAACGGACAUCAACCUAAUGUUGUUACUUUCUUGGCAAGAAAUCUCUUCAUCCAAGUUACUUCAUGUAGUAUACAAAAAGAGUCUCUGUAUUGUAUGGGUUGUCAACAAAGAAAAAUGUUUUUUUUUAUGACUGAGUAAACCAUACAAUAACCCGUUUAGUAUAUACAACAUGUAAGAAAUUAAUUAUAUACACAUGUACUUAAUUGUGGUUGUAUUGGCAUGUGUGACAACAUUAAAUCAUGUAUUCAUUUAGGUUGUGUUUGUUUUGUAUCAUUGGCGAUAAGAGCAUCUCCAAUGGAAUUAUUCCAAUUGGAAUUUUUAAUAUAUGUGUUUUUGUGGAAUCACAUAGGUAAGGGUUAUUAAAAGAGGAUUUUAAAAAUCUAUAAAAAUCUUUAUUUAUGAAAUUUCACAAUAAUUGUGGACACCACCAUUAUUUACAUAUAUAUAAUAUAUACAUACAUAUAUAUAUAUAUAAUACAUAUAUUAAGAAUUGCAAUUGAGAGAUGGUCUAACCAUCUGGAGUAAAAUAAAAGUUCUUCCUGAUUACUCUACUUUUGUCCAAUCAAGCUGAAAACAGUUUUCACCCAUUUACUCUAAAAUAGCCUAAAAGUAAAAUUUCACUCUUGUUUCCACUUUUCUUUUUUUCUCCAAUUUCAACUUUUUUCGCUCUUUGACUCUAUUAAUUACCGAUCAAAGUCUUAGUUUUCUUAAAUUUUAGUAAUAUGCAUUCGAACAGAACACACACGUCGAUUGAUCGUCAUCAAAACAACAACAAGAACUAGCCCCUGUAUAUAAUACACACAGAAGCAAAAAUCACAAUGCAUCCUAAAUGUAUAUGUAUCAAUAAACUUUUCAACUUCUUCAAAUUUUUAUAUUAGUUUUAAGAAAACAUUUCUGAACCAUUCUGUAUUGGAAAUCUACUCUCGAUGACUUUCUCAUCAAGGUUACUCCUUCAGUUGCUUUCUCAUUAAGAGACCCUUCAGUUACUUCAUGACUAGAAAGCCUUUCACUUAAGCAACUUUUCACUGUCAAAUCUCAAACAUGUGAUCCUUGUUUAUUGGAGAACGCAUCACGGAUCAUUUGUUUAUCCUAUUCACUAGUUAUCUUACCAUAUAUCUACACGCUGUUUUCACUCUCUGAUAUGAAAUAAAAUUUAUUUUUAAAUAGUUAAACGUAGUCAAACAAUAGACAUUAUUAUGUGUAUCUAAAUCCAGUUCCUUAUUCUUCUUCUCCACUACCCACAAUCAAACUUUCCUAAUGGCUUCUAUCAGCUUAUUUGAAGCAUCAGUAUCUCUCUUUUUUUGUUUUUUUUUUCUCUUCUGUUACUUUGUAAACAAGAAACAUUCUGGUUACUUGCAAAUCAAGAAAGCUCUUCAAAGCUACCCUUGGAACUGGCCUGUUCUUGGGAUGCUUCCAUCUGUGCUCGUGAGGCUCAAUCGGAUUGAUGAUGCCAUCUUGAUCAUUGAGAAGACCCGCUUGAUUUGUAUUCAAGGUCCAUGGUUCGCUAGAAUUGAUGCGUUAAUCACCGUUGAUCCAGCUAAUAUACAUCUUAUUUCUCCAACUACGUCAAAGGACCACCUGAGUUCAAAGCAUUGAUGAUAGUAGAUCCGUUUUUUUAAUUGUUUCUGUUUUUUUUAACAACCUUUUGAUUGUUUCUGUUAUUGAAUUUUUUUCGGCAUUUUUGUUAUUCUAUUUUUAUAUUUAGUUUUAUGCAAUGAAAUAUUUGAUGAUUUUUAAUAUUUGUUAUAAUUUAAUAAAAUAACAUUUCCAUUUUUUUAAAUACAUACAGUUGUCGAAAAUUCAUUGGAGGGGAUUUAGUCAUAAAUUUAUCGGUAUGUUCAAAUGAUUUUUCGACAAACAUUCAGACAAUAUUUAUGCUCGGAACUUAUAGAUAAUUUUCCGAGAAAUGGUGAUUUUCGAGACCCAAACUCCUGACAAAAUUUGGAUAGUCGGAAAACAAUACUCCCUCCGUUCGGUAAGAGUUGACGUUUAAGUGUUUUUUAUAUAUCAACAUAUUUGAUGUUUAUGAAAUCUCAAGCAAAUAAUGACAAAAAUAUGACUUAUUUUAUCAUUGCAAUUAAUAAUGAUAGGAAGAUAAUUUUAACAUUAAAUAAUAUUCACUCCGUUUCAAAAAGAUGCACUUUUUAGAGAAAAAAAUUGUUUCAAAAAUAUACAUUUUUAAUACAAUUUUUGUUAAUUAAUAAUGAGAAAUUGUGAAGUUUAAAAAAUUAUUUGCAGUUUUUAAAAUUUUAUUAGUUUUAAAAUAUAGAAAAUAUAAAAUUACAAAAAAUUAUGUAUUUAUAACUAAGUUUUAAUACUUCAUCCGUUUCUUUUUGUUUGAUGUUUUUGAAAAUAAUUUUGUUUCAAUUUGUAUGAUGUUUUAAAACUUUCAAUGCAAAAUUAUUAAAAUAAUUGAUUAAAAUAUUAAAGUUAAUGUGUAGUUUUUGUUUUAUUUGUCCAGAAUAACAAUAAUUAACUACUUUUAGUUACUUUUUGUUGUUGUAAUCAAAUGAUGCUAUUAAAAGUAAAAAAAAAUUAUUAAUUUAUGUGUUUAUGCUAAAACAUCUUACAAAAAGAAUCAGAUAGAGUAUAUUUUAUUAAAAAUUGUAAAAAUUCUAAAACAUGUAUUAUUUUGAAACAGGAAGAGUAAUUGAAAAAAAUUGAAAUAGAGAUAUCAUCUUUCUUAAUACGUGCAAAGCUGUGGAACGUCAAGUAAUAGAGAACGGAGGGAGUCGGGUAUCUCUUGUUUUAUGUAGUGUCAUUCCCUAUAUAUUAAUCCUGGAGCAUUACAACAUAUUUUCGUAGCUGGUCCAUAUGAACAUUUACUAUUUUUUAUUAAACUAACUAUCAAAUUAAUUAGUAAUGUACAAAAUAAUAUUUUUUUCUUUCUUUAAAUAAAAACUACAGAAUUACCUAAUAUGGUUAACAUAUAUAUACAAAUUAGUGAUUAUAAAUAAUACAUAUUUGAUAACAAUUUUUAUAACAUCUCUUUUUUUGUUUAACUUUAUACUAUUAAAAAUAAUUAAACAAUCACAUUAAGCAUAUAAUAAAAAAUUAAUUUUUUUUAUAUGUUAUAUUUUGAAUUUUUAAAAACGGCUAUAAAUUUUAUAGCAGCUUGACAUAUUAGAUUUAAACACUAAUCUGUUAAUAUAGUUUACCGGUGAUUUUUUUUUUUAAGUUUUGAUUCUUAGAUAUGAAUCUAGAGUGAAACUAAUUUUUACAGAUGUCCAUGUUUUUUUAAAUUGACACUUAUUUAAUUAACUGAAUUCAUAGAAAAAGUUUAAAAAAAAAAAACUUAACUCAUAUCAAUAAAACAUAGAUGAAAAUGAAAACACAAG
Brassica rapa (field mustard) is the source of this 9052-nucleotide messenger RNA. RefSeq names its product alkane hydroxylase MAH1. Gene Ontology annotation, molecular function: monooxygenase activity; oxidoreductase activity, acting on paired donors, with incorporation or reduction of molecular oxygen; heme binding. NCBI's taxonomy places the organism in Eukaryota, Viridiplantae, Streptophyta, Magnoliopsida, Brassicales, Brassicaceae. The record is from RefSeq and is a predicted model, not a curated record.